AUGGAGACACAUGAUCCGGAGACAAAGCACUUUUUCGACAUCUGGCACAUAUCGAAAAGUGUGAAGAAAAAACUGACUGCUAUCAGUAAAAGCGCUAGCUGUCCAAGCUUAGAUGGCUGGAUUCAGGGAACAUCAAACCACUUAUAUUGGUGCGCAAAGGCUGGAGGAGGAAAUUCCCAAAUGACUGUCGACGCAUGGCUCAGUAUCCAUAAUCAUGUGAUCAACAUUCACAACGGGUAUGCUGGAUCAUAUUUGCGUUGCCUCCAUGGCCCAAUUCCAAAUGGGGACUGGCUUGAACCCGAUUCACUAGCUUAUAAAAAGUUCAAGGAAGUGACAGGAAACAAGCGCAUCUUGAAUGGCGUGGCGCAGAUGUCGCCAAACAUCCAAACCUAUGCCCUGGAGUCAUUUCACAGCCUCCUUAUCAGGUUUGCGCCAAAAUCAGUGGCCUUCUCCCCUGAAGGCAUGCGUUGCAGGACGAGACUGGCAGUUCUCCAUUACAAUGAAAACGCUGAACGUUGCCAAGCGGAGACAUCGGCUGGAGUACAACGGUGGAAAGUGAAAAGCUGUAAAGCAAGGCAGGGCCACCAAGUUGCUUGCCCCAUUAAAACUCCACCAACAUUCAACUACAUUGUGAAGCUGCUUCCACAAGCUGAAACUGAAUGCACACUUUCAGCGCGUUCCUGGAAUACAGUCCUCACAUGUGUGGGGAUGUGGGGAAAGCAGGAUGAACAGAUCGGACGCAGGAAUUAUGAGCUCAUUGAGAGCGGCGACUACGGUUAA
This is a messenger RNA of Ornithodoros turicata, 780 nucleotides long. RefSeq lists its product as uncharacterized. Lineage: Eukaryota; Metazoa; Arthropoda; Arachnida; Ixodida; Argasidae. The transcript has 6 exons. The record is from RefSeq and is a predicted model, not a curated record. The coding region runs from base 1 to 780 and encodes 259 amino acids.